CAUUAAGAACGUACUCAUGUCAUUUUAUUUAGGAUUUUUUCGGUACUUUCCCAUUUUAAUUCGUUGAUGAAACAAUAAACGUCGUCGGCAUAAUUCAUUACAAGAUUGGAGUAUUUAGGUGUUGUUCGUUACUCCAGCAUUUCAGUGGCUUAGUUUUGUGCCUUCUAAAAUGAAUAAGUCGAAAAUGGCAUCAAGAAGAGUAAGAAUACUGUUACUGGGACAAACGGGUGUUGGAAAAUCAACGCUUGUAAACAUGUUUGGUAACUAUUUUUCUGAAAAAUCCGUGCAUCAAAUCGCAAAAGGGAGAUGUAAUGUGCUUGUGCCAACCAAAUUUAAUUUAUAUAAGGACGAUAAUUCUAUGGAAACUAUUGAAGUGGGUAAAAGUGAAUUUGAGAUACCCGGAACAGGACAAUCAGCCACUCAAAAACCUUUUAUAUAUACCUUUAAUGAUGAGGAACAUGGGAUUAUCUUGGAGGUUAUUGAUACACCGGGUGUUGGGGAUACUCGAGGACUAGAUUAUGAUACCAUGAAUAGUGAAAUGACUUUAAGUUUAAUUUCUGAAUUGCCUUCAAUAGAUGGAAUUUGUAUUUUACUUAAACCAGAUGUUACACGACUCACACCUGAAUUUGAAGUUUGCCUUAAACAGAUUUUUGAACAAUUAGAUAAAAACAUUAUAAAGAAUACUGUUUUUCUUUAUACACAUGGACGCAUGAGAAAUUUUAAGUGUGCAGACACUGAUGCUUGUCUGAGAAAACUCUUUGCUGAUAUUCAAAAGAUUAAUAGAAACUUUAAUCCUGUUACUAAUGAGAAUACAUUUUUUAUUGAUAAUGAAACAUUUAAAUAUAUAGUUGGUAGUCAACAAGGACAAACUUUUACUAGGCAGGAAAUGACACUUUAUGAAGAAACUUUUAAUAUUUCUAAAAAAAAUAUUAGCAGGUAAGUGAAUGUUAAAUCUAUUAUUUCUUUUAUAUGUGAAUUAGGAAUAAAGGCAACUAAAUUCUAUCUAAA
Molecule: messenger RNA, 1008 nt
Organism: Onthophagus taurus
Lineage: Eukaryota; Metazoa; Arthropoda; Insecta; Coleoptera; Scarabaeidae
Source: RefSeq, a predicted model, not a curated record